AUGAAUAUUGGUUUCAACAAAUUAAAUUUAAUUAAUCUAAAAGAUGCUACUCAAUCAAACCAAAGCACUGAACCAAGUAAAGGAAGAAGAAAAAGAUUAACACCUAGACCUGAACAAUCAAAACCACCACAAAUGGCAUUAAUUAACAAAGAGAAAAAGGUUUUAGAAAUAUUAGAAGAAUAA
Messenger RNA from Dictyostelium discoideum AX4, 183 nucleotides. RefSeq lists its product as hypothetical. NCBI's taxonomy places the organism in Eukaryota, Evosea, Eumycetozoa, Dictyosteliales, Dictyosteliaceae. The coding region runs from base 1 to 183 and encodes 60 amino acids. The transcript has 2 exons. The record is from RefSeq and is a predicted model, not a curated record.